Aspergillus tubingensis is the source of this 516-nucleotide messenger RNA. Its product is annotated as catalase B. Lineage: Eukaryota; Fungi; Ascomycota; Eurotiomycetes; Eurotiales; Aspergillaceae. The transcript has a single exon. The record is from RefSeq and is a predicted model, not a curated record. The coding region runs from base 1 to 516 and encodes 171 amino acids.
AUGUCUUCCCCAUCAAGAUCAUUCAACCCCGAGGAUCUGAAUUGCCAUGAUAGAGACUUGAAGAGGAUACAGGAAAGACUGUCUCAGGAAGUCGACUACUUCUUAUCUUCCCAGACUAGUUUACUGUUGGAUUACAUGGACGAUAUUUCCAAGUGUCUGGGACUGCAGGUAACCAAUCUCAAGGAACUGCGUGAUCAACUGGCCCGAGGACUGGAACAAGUAGAGGCUACCUUGGAGACUCUCAAUGUUGAGGCGAAAGAGGCGUCACAGGGAGAGGCUACCAUGGAGGCUCUCGGAGUUGAGGAGAAAGAGGCGUCACAGGGAGAGAAGAAGGUAGUGAUGAAGGAAAGUGGGCAGAAUCAGCAUCAGCAUCAUGCAGUGAAGAGUCCGGUUACGAAGAGUCCGAAACAUGGUUUGUCACCUCCAGCAAAGGUUAAGGUGCAGGAAAGUGAUGGGGAUGCGGACUGCUCCGAGGUGGAGGUUGAAAAGGAGGAUUUUAACACUUUGUUCGGCUAG